AUCAUACAAACAACGAUAACAGCCCUCAAAGUAUACUGUAUUGGUUUUCGAUCGUUUUUAAAAAGUAAAUCUUCAUAGUUUUAGAUCAAGAAAAACGUACUCUCUCAUCCACUAAGCUGAUCAGCCAGUUUACUAUUGCUUAGCUACCCAAUUUUAAUAUCUAUUUCCCUUCCAUUUAAUGAUCAUUCAAGUUCUUCUCAGCUGCUAUUUUCGUCCUAGCGUAAUUUGGCAAUGAGGGUUUUAGCCCGGCGCAUAAACAUAAUCUACGCACGUAUUCGACCUGCCCACGUUCGGGUCUGGAAACGUUAACAAAAGCAUUCAGUAUUCUUUUUUCAGUACAAUUACGACCUAGUGAAUGAUUCCCGUCGAGUUGAUUCAUCCACGAACAAGGCAUGUUCUGCAAGGUACUCAAUGUGGUCUUUGGUCUGUGAUUUCAAUGCAUAUAUAUAUAUAUAUCUAUUUGUUAAAGUGGAUUGCAUUCGUCUCAAACGCCCGUAACCGCAUUCGCGGAUUCUCUGAAACAUUUUUCUGGGAUUAAGAGAAAAAGGCGCCAGAGAUAUUUUCAAAGGAAUUCAUGUUAGUUUUAUCUGGAACAUUUUCAUCGAUAAUGCAGCUGGAAUCCUUAAAUCACACGCCUAAUUUCAGCAUUUCUGCCGCUAAUUCGGUUUUAAUGUGCCCCGUUCCUACACCUGAUUCAACAGCUUCUAACAUCGCCAAGACUAUUGCUUAUGGCUUGAUUUUCUUGCUAUCGAUUGUGGGCAACUCCUUUAUUUUAUUGAUAAUCUACAAAGAAAAAGAUCUACGGUCGACUACCAACUUUCUCAUCGCUAACAUGAGCGUGUCAGAUUUACUAGCAUCUGUGUUCUUCAUGCCUAUAGCUAUAUUGGAGAUUCAUAACGGACACCGGUCGUGGCCUAUAGUCGGUCUGACUGGCUCUAUUUUAUGUAAGCUGGUUUAUUUUAUCCAUGAUGUUUCUGUGGCUGUAAGCGUCGAGAGCUUGACUUUCAUUUCAAUCGAUCGAUUCUGUGGGAUCGUUCAACCACAUCGUCGGAAGCCAUUUGUUGGUCGUGUUAAGAAAGUGGUAUUAUUUAUUUGGUUGAACGCUUUGGUUCUACACUCGCCAUUCCUUUAUGCGUUUCAGCUUACAAACUACAAGGAGAAGUCUUACUGUUUAAUGAUCUGGCCUACUUCAAUCGACUCUUCACUAGUAAACAAAGCGUUUUUCCUCACUCUAAUAGUGAUAUUGUUCGUGUUACCGCUAGGUAUUAUCGUUGUGGUGCAGUCUUUGAUCAUUAGAAAGUUUCAUCGACAGAAAAUGCCUAGAGGAUUGUCAUGUGAGGCUCGUCUGCGACGGCACAGGCGAAACCGUAAAGUCGUCGCUAUGGUGUUAGCAGUAAUAGUAGUAUUUUUUUCGUGUUGGAGUCCAAUCAUCGUUUAUUCGUUCAUUGUGCUUUUUAAAAGAGGUACUUGCUCUGUCUCAGUGCUUUUUCGAUUUAUUGCUUCGUUUAUUGUCGAGUCAAACAAGGCGUGGAAUUUUUUCAUUUAUUUGAUAUUCAACAACACAUAUAGACGAGCUCUCGCAAACCUGUUUAGAUGUGGGAAAAAGAAUGUUUACAAUGGUGAGAUUUCCUCUCAUGCGCGACAAAUCGAGAUAGAAGCACCACAAGCCCUAAAUACUCAAGAAGGCGACUGUCUUUACUACUGACAAAAUCAAAACUAGAUAUAUUAAGUAUCAACUCAAAACGAAAAAAAGCAAAAACAAAAAAUAAAAAACAAUUGUAAAAUCGUUAGGCGAAAAGUAAUCUUUGAAAAUCUUAAGUUGUUUGUUUUUGGGAACGCUUGUUUCAAAGGUUAAUUCAGUCAAAAUUGAAUAACACUUUAAAACGUGCCACUCAUUGAUCGCCAAAGAUGCCUUGGAUACUCAAGGUUGCCGACGGACGCGGUUCCUUGUAGCAAUAUAAAGAGAACAAUCCUCCCAAAACACACAAUACAUUACAAAUUAAGCCACCGAGGGAUGAAGUAAUUGUCAAACAAAUCUCGAUAUGACAAACUAAAGGUAAGGCUAAAGUUCAUUAAGAAUGUUUUUCAAAAUGUCUUUAAAAAGUCCAUCUAUUUUCUAGCAAGUGAAAAUACACUUUGUAAGAAAUGUCAACACAAUCUUUGCUUUCUGUCCAAAACCCAUAAGUGAACGCCUGGGGAAAAUGAUGACAAUUGCCUUUUUACAUAUAUUAUAGAGAUUCGGUGACAGUUUCAGAGUGAGUUCAAAUAAAAUUCUACAUAAGUUGACAUGUGACAGAAGAGCACGAAAUGCACUGUUUGCAAAUAUAGAAACCUAUAACAGACCACUUCAACUACUUAAACAAAGAAAAAUGGCCUUUUCUUUGUUCUCUGUUCUCAGUUUAGCUUCAGAUUUUAUUAAUAUUUAGAUAAGUAAAAAAAUCCAUUCGUUAAGGUUUGCUUUCGUUUACUCAACCAUGCUCUUCAAAAUGGCGGCCCGUAUCCACGAAAUGCAUGGUCAUUUGCUAUAUUAUCUCUUGUGAAAGUAAGAAAUUUUCGCUUAAAAUUUUUUUAAAGGUUAUUCGUGUCAUUGGGAAUUCUAAUUAUCUUAGAUUGAUUUCCGUACUAAUAGAAAAAUAGGCCUCAACUAAUAAUUGAAGAUUUGAUUGGGAGCCGACUAGAGACUGAUUUAGUGAUUAUUUAGUGUGUGGGUAAUCUAAGCAGUCUCUCUUAAGAAAUUAAGGCUGGAGGCUAGAUUCUGCCACAAACUUGAUCUACUUAAAUUAUUCCAUAUUAAGGAUAGCAAUUAAAAGGCCAUCAAAUUGUUAAUAAUGUGGGUGACAGAAGUUCAUGUAUGAUAGGGUU
Messenger RNA from Actinia tenebrosa (Australian red waratah sea anemone), 2862 nucleotides. RefSeq names its product putative neuropeptide Y receptor type 6. NCBI's taxonomy places the organism in Eukaryota, Metazoa, Cnidaria, Anthozoa, Actiniaria, Actiniidae. Gene Ontology annotation, molecular function: G protein-coupled receptor activity. Gene Ontology annotation, cellular component: membrane. The record is from RefSeq and is a predicted model, not a curated record. Gene Ontology annotation, biological process: G protein-coupled receptor signaling pathway.